AUGCCUUUAUCCCGACGGGCUGCAGUUCUCAUCUUGCUCUUUGCUGAUUCGAAAGGUGAUCUGCGAGUAGUCGUCACCAUGAGGGCAGCCACCCUUUCCUCCUACUCGGGACAGGCUGCUCUUCCCGGAGGCAAAUCAGAGGAUGGUGAAACAGCAUUUGAGACAGCUCGUCGAGAAGCAUCGGAAGAGAUAGGCCUGUCGCCCAUCGGUGCAAACUUGCCUCCUCCAUUCCGGAUCGAGCAUCUAUGUGAGAUGCCUACCAAUUUAGCUAAGACAGAGCUUGUCGUGCGGCCAUGCGUCGCAUUCAUCCAUUCGCAUGAUCCUGAGACAGGGCUUGAUGCCAGUGUCGCCGACAAGCUACUUCCCGUCCUCGACGCGCGGGAAGUUGCUGCCGUCUUCUCAGCACCUUUCAAAAACUUCCUCUACGCCGAGGAUCUCCCAUCUGAAGGCGGCCCUGGGAACCCAAGGAAUUGGUACAAAGGCAUGUGGACGGACUGGCAUCAAAGUCGCUGGAGAAUGCACAAUUUCUUUGUUCCCGUUACGAAUCAGAUCGUUGCCAAGCCAAAGAAAACCGAGGGGCAGAAGCAAGCCGCCGACCAUCUCGAAGCUUUGGAACGCUAUCGGGUCUUUGGUAUGACUGCACGCAUACUCGUCGACGCCGCGAGGUACGCCUAUGAACAGGAGCCGACGUUUGAACACAAUUCUCAUUUCGGAGAUGAAGACAUGAUUGGCCGCUUGCGGCGAAUAGGCCGUUUGGGCGACCUAAGGAAGCCCACCGACGAGCUCACGAAGGAAGAUCUUGCCAAAGCAGCAAGUUUGUGA
This is a messenger RNA of Cyphellophora europaea CBS 101466, 822 nucleotides long. RefSeq lists its product as uncharacterized. The record is from RefSeq and is a predicted model, not a curated record. Gene Ontology annotation, biological process: coenzyme A catabolic process. The transcript has a single exon. Lineage: Eukaryota; Fungi; Ascomycota; Eurotiomycetes; Chaetothyriales; Cyphellophoraceae. Gene Ontology annotation, molecular function: acetyl-CoA hydrolase activity; coenzyme A diphosphatase activity. Bases 1 to 822 code for a protein of 273 amino acids.